AAAUUACCGGAAGUCUGCAAGAAGAAGAAGAAGAAGCAGGAGACACAACACAGGAGGCGCGCUUUGCAUAGGGGAAACUAGCAGAUCAGUCCAGAGACAUGUCACGACAGAUGGGAGACAGCCAUCGACGGUUCCUACAGACCAUGAUGGCCAAUGGCAUUGUUGAUGAACAAGGGGCAAAGGCACUCUAUCAAUAUUGUUGUGAAACCCACAACACACAGCACAUCCCUGACAAACUGGAUGAUUUCAUCGAUACCAUCAACUCAAAGCUGCAGCCCAUGUUCAUGCAGAUUAGAAAAGGGAUGUCUGAAGACAGCGGUCACCAGUAUUAUGCCUUGGUGAACAUGGCUGAGACUGAUGUCACCAGGAUGUCGUCAGAUUAUGCUGACAAUGAGUUGGAGCUGUUCAGGAAAACUAUGGACCUGAUCGUGGGCUCUGAGGAUGGCAAGGCCUCCUCUACUGAUAUUCUGAACAGUGCCGACACCCUGACCACCAGAAAGCUGAAGAAGAGCGAGACAGAGCACCUGUUGACCCGACUCGUGCAUGACAAAUGGCUCAAUGAGAAACGGGGUGAAUACACUUUGUCCACCAGAUGUAUCAUAGAGAUGGAGCCAUACAUGCGUGCAAUGUAUCAGGACCAGGUCAAAGUGUGCCACAUCUGUCACAACUUUGCUUUCCAGUGUCAAAUUUGUGAGAAUUCUUUAUGUGGCAUUAAGAUACACAACCCAUGUGUGGCCAGAUACUUUAAAGGAAAAGCAGAGCCGCGGUGUCCAGCUUGUGAUGACUUUUGGCCACAUGAAAUCCCUGAAGUCAGACGGCCCCGUUCUCAGUCCAGAAGAUGAGGACUUCAGCAUCAAUUUUUCUUGUUUGUUUGUUAAAUUUUUUUCAACGUGAUUUUGUACUACACCAGACUGUUAAUAUAAAAAUUAAAGUUAUUUUUACAAAAAUAAAUGUUAUUUGUUUGUUUAAAUGUUUAUUUAACAGUCACCAUCAGAAAGAAAACCCAAUGCAUUCUUAUUUUGUGC
Messenger RNA from Epinephelus fuscoguttatus (brown-marbled grouper), 1025 nucleotides. RefSeq names its product NSE1 homolog, SMC5-SMC6 complex component (gene nsmce1). Lineage: Eukaryota; Metazoa; Chordata; Actinopteri; Perciformes; Serranidae. The record is from RefSeq and is a predicted model, not a curated record. Gene Ontology annotation, cellular component: Smc5-Smc6 complex; nucleus. The transcript is spliced from 8 exons. Gene Ontology annotation, biological process: double-strand break repair via homologous recombination; DNA damage tolerance. Gene Ontology annotation, molecular function: ubiquitin-protein transferase activity. The coding region runs from base 99 to 842 and encodes 247 amino acids.